Messenger RNA from Lactuca sativa (garden lettuce), 1557 nucleotides. RefSeq lists its product as uncharacterized. Lineage: Eukaryota; Viridiplantae; Streptophyta; Magnoliopsida; Asterales; Asteraceae. The record is from RefSeq and is a predicted model, not a curated record.
AUGGAGGGUCAUGCAUUUGCAAUGCGAUUGACUGAUAAUGAAUUUCGUUUGGUGGCUGAUUUAUCAGCAAAGAAUGUGAAACCGCAUGAUAUUUUAUCAACGUUGAAAGAGCAAAAUCCGGAAAAUGUGUCUACACUCCAAACAAUAUACAAUGCUAAAACGAAAAUACGGAAGAAUGAGCACGAAGGUAUGACCCAAAUGCAAGGUCUUUUGUCAUCUUUGAAGAAAGGAGGUUAUAUUUAUUAUUAUCGUACAAAUAAUUUGUCUAACGAGUUGGAAGAUUUAUUCUUUAUUCAUCCGAGAUCAUUGGAGAUAUGGCAAGCAUUUCCACAAGUGAUGUUGAUGGAUGCAACUUACAAAACGAACAAGUAUAAGAUGCCUUUUCUUGAAGUUGUCGGCGUAACUUCAACUCGGCUAACAUUUUGCAUUGCAUUUGUAUUUACGCAAGAAGAAAAAGAAUUCAAUUACACGUGGGCGUUAAAUUGUUUAAAGUCGACAAUGGGUGGAUCUCUUUGUCCUCGAGUUAUUGUCACAGAUAGAGAGUUGGCGUUGAUGAAAGCAUGUCACAUUGUAUUUCCAAAUUCUAAGCAAUUACUUUUUUUGUCUCAAACAGAGGAAGCAUAUAACCUUAAUCUGGCACAACUCCAAACAAUAUUGUUUGAAUAUUCAGGUGUUCGUGAUUAUCUUCAUGAUGUGUGGUUGCACAAAUAUAAACACAUGUUCAUAGCCGCUUGGACUGACAAAAUUCUUCAUUAUGGAAAUAACAUAAGUAACAGAGUUGAAAGCCAGCAUGCCAAGCUGAAACUGUACUUGGAUACACCACAAUCUGAUUUAUGGAAAUGUUCAUCUGUUGUUCAUAAUAUCGUUCAGUCACAGGUGACGGCUAUCAAAGCAAGCUUUGAGUAUAGCAAAGGUCGCAUCAACCAUCGGGUAAACAUGAAAAUGUUCGAACUAUUGUGGAAUUAUAUUUCAUUGGAAGCAUUAGACAUGAUCUCUAAUGAAUUCGAACGAUGUAAAAGCGGUGAUUUUUUAGAGAAAACUUACUUUGCAUCCCCCAUAAACAUGGGAGAUGAUGAUGAUAUUCAUUGUGAUGAUGAAGUGAAAAUAAUUACUGAGAACUUUGAAAAGCAACCAAGGUCUAUAAAGCAUAACAUUCUGAGGAAUUUAAGAGAGUUUAUCAACCCAUCAAAAACAUCAGUACCCUCUGUUCAUAAAACUACCCGUGGUCGACCAAGUUUGAAGAAGAAACCUCUCAAAGAUAAUGGAGUUGAUGCGCCAAUCGAAGAUCCCCAUAGACAUAGUUGUUCAAACACAUAUGAACUUGGGUUAAGUUCCACGAAUAUUCAUGAACCACCAAGACAUAGCUCGUAUGCAAACCAACAAAACUAUUCAUAUUCAUAUAUGAAUGAAUUUCGAAAGGUACUACAUCCUUACAUUAAGCAGGUACACAAUGUAGAAGGUGAUGGACAUUGCGGAUUCCGUGCAAUCGCUUCUUGUCUUGGUCUUCAUCAAGAUGAAUGGUACCAAAUUCGAGUUAAUUUAAUGGAAGAGUUAUAA